Triplophysa dalaica is the source of this 2330-nucleotide messenger RNA. RefSeq names its product solute carrier family 29 member 4a (gene slc29a4a). The transcript is spliced from 11 exons. The record is from RefSeq and is a predicted model, not a curated record. Gene Ontology annotation, biological process: nucleoside transmembrane transport. NCBI's taxonomy places the organism in Eukaryota, Metazoa, Chordata, Actinopteri, Cypriniformes, Nemacheilidae. Gene Ontology annotation, cellular component: plasma membrane. The coding region runs from base 233 to 1798 and encodes 521 amino acids. Gene Ontology annotation, molecular function: nucleoside transmembrane transporter activity; monoamine transmembrane transporter activity.
UGCGCUGUGUGGUGCUGUGGGAGGGAGAGAGAAUGACAGCGGGUCACUCUUUCUCUUAACCGUGUGGACGUCAAGCCGAAACAAAACCACACUUGUGAUGAAAAUGCUUUACCUAUAAAGGAGAUUUGUCGUUACACGGAGUACCAUGCGAGCGAGGGACACCGUUUAAUAGAUUUGGGGCACUCACCUCAUUCCUGACAGUGUUACUAAAGGCCUUACUUCAAGAGGAACUAUGGGCUCUAAAGGAGUAGAGAGGCGUAAACAGGCCACCCCUGGCCAGACCCCUGAGGGGAACGUGGUGAUGAGCUUCAGUUUUGAAAGCUACCAGCUGGAGGAAGAAGACUGCCAAGUGAAAGAUAUCUCAGAUAAAGGGGUGCUGGCCCUUUCAGAACAUGCCUUUGAGGAGCCUGUUCCAGAAGAUCGCUACCAUGGGAUCUAUUUUGCCAUGCUCCUGGCCGGAGUUGGAUUCCUGUUGCCUUACAAUAGCUUCAUUACAGAUGUGGACUACCUCCAUCAUAAAUUUGAAGGGACACACAUUGUGUUUGAUAUGGGUUUAACGUACAUCGUUGUUGCUCUUGUGGCCGUGAUCCUAAACAACGUCCUGGUGGAGAUGCUGAGCCUGCACACCAGGAUCACUGUGGGUUAUUUCUUUGCACUUGGACCUCUGCUGUUUGUCACCGUCUUUGAUGUGUGGCUGGAAAAGUUCACCACGAAGCAGUCGUACAUCAUCAACCUGAUGUCUAUGGGGAUUGUGGCAUUUGGAUGCACAGUGCAGCAGUCCAGCUUCUAUGGAUACAUGGGGAUGCUACCUAAACACUACACACAGGGAGUGAUGACCGGAGAGAGCACGGCAGGAGUGAUCAUUUCACUCAGCCGUAUUUUCACUAAAAUACUGAUCCAAAACGAGAAGGAGAACACCAUCAUCUUCUUUGGCAUUUCCAUCACGAUGGUGCUGAUGUGCUUCGUUCUGCACUUGCUGGUGCAGAGGACAAGAUUUGUGCGGUACUACACCGGUCUGGCACGUCGGGGUCUGUCCUAUGCCAAAGACCACUCACACCAUGGAAACCAGUAUCAGGUCCAUCAUGAUGUCAUUACAGAAGAAGUAAGAUUUGGCAAUGGUGGUGUGGGUGCUUCCCCACCUGAAGAUGGCUCCACAGACUUUGCCGGCAGCAACACUUACGUAAGGUUUGAUGUGCCCAAACCAAAGAUUAGACGCAACUGGCCAGGUAUUAAAGACAUGAUUCUACAUCGCUAUGUAGUCGCCCGGGCGAUCUGGACUUACAUGCUGUCCAUUGCUGUGACUUAUUUCAUCACACUGUGUCUUUUUCCUGGACUCGAGUCUGAAAUCAAGAAUGCCAAAUUGGGGGAAUGGUUGCCCAUUAUUAUCAUGGCCAUCUUCAACAUAUCUGACUUUGUCGGCAAAAUCGUGGCGGCAGUGCCAUACGACUGGAACGGGACACGUCUUCUCUUGUGCUCUUGUGUGCGAGUGGUCUUCAUCCCUCUGUUCAUCAUGUGCGUUUACCCCGCUCAGAAGCCCACCUUCAGCCACCCGGCCUGGCCUUGCAUCUUCUCUCUCCUCAUGGGCAUUUCUAAUGGCUACUUUGGCAGCGUUCCUAUGAUUCAUGCUGCGGGCAAAGUAGCACCUGAGCAGAGGGAACUAGCAGGGAACAUAAUGACUGUGUCCUACAUGUCUGGACUAAUGUUGGGCUCUGUGGUUGCCUAUGCUGCCUACAGCUUCACCGCUCCAGGCUCUAGAUUUCACUCUGGGACCGGCUACAACUUCACUAAGGGUUACUAGUGCCAAAAUCCAAACCAAAUAAAGACAAACCACGUCUCCUGUCAUCAAUCUCAUCAGGUGGCGCUAUUGUACCACUUUGUGUAGCAACUCCGCAGUCUCCAUAAAUCAGUACUGUGCUGCAGGGUUCCUCUGACCCAAUGCUGUGUGCCUCUGAAUGUAGUCAAAUGGAUGAAGAGUUAUAUGUAAACUAAGUCGUGUUGCCUUUCCUUGUUCUCUAAAAGUGUUUUCUCGAAGCUGCCAAAUGUUAGCUGUGUGAUGAAGGGGGUAGCACUGUGAAUAUAAGGGUAAAGAAGUCUGAUGUUUUUUGUUGGUUUAUGAUUCGACUUCACACUCUGUGGUGUUGUAAAUGGGUUUGAUCAGAGAAACGUUAAUUUUAAAGAGACUGAUGAACUGUAUUCAAGGGUCGGUUUAUGUUCAAUCAAUAUUAUGUCUAAACUGAUGCAUGUUUUCUUGAGUGCAAUAUGAAUACUGGACUUUUUGCUAAAGCUCACUGAAUGUAAACAUGGCUAAGUAAAUUGUUUUUGUAAAUUUC